Schistosoma margrebowiei is the source of this 1383-nucleotide messenger RNA. NCBI's taxonomy places the organism in Eukaryota, Metazoa, Platyhelminthes, Trematoda, Strigeidida, Schistosomatidae. The record is from the annotation of a GenBank genome assembly.
AUGCCAAAGCAUCAAAGUGUUUGUCGAAGGCGUACUCUCUCAUUUGCUGAUAUCACAGAAUGCCGCAGAAUCAAUCGUAUAAAUGUAAGUGAAAAUCAUGAUAUUGAUUCAUCAAAAUUAUUCGUCGGUAGCAUGGUACGCCGUCCUUCUUUCACGCUUUUGGAAGAUUACCAAAAUUCAUCUCAUGAACUGCCUUAUCUUACAUUGAAAGACUCUAAUUCUCAAUUUAAAAGUGCCUGCGAAUCCACUGAAAUGAAUGAUUCAUUGAAACCAAAUCCGAUUGCUCAACCUGCUUUGGAUCCGUUUAUUUUCGGUGUAUCAUUUACUGAAUCAAAUUCCGCCAAUGCCCACCUUGAUGCUAUACAAUUAUCUAAAAUGCAUAAUAAUUCACUAGGUUCUACAAACUUACCCCCCUUAAAAGAUAAAGAAUAUCUAUUUCCUUCAUCACCCUUAUCCUCAACUUUGAUCAAAUUAUAUCUAUCCAAGGUCUCUUUAUGCUCAUCUACAGAAACAACGGAAAGUAAUUUAAAUUCGGAUGAUGAACAACUUGACUUUCAUAGCAAUAUAUAUCCAAAUUUGAUUGGUCUACCUGGAUGCUUACAAACUGUAUUACAUUCAUUAGCUUCUAUGGUUAUGCCUACUAGACAUUUUAUUAGUAUGAAUACAACUAAUGAAAUCAAGUCAUCGAAUUUAACAAGAUUAUCUUCAUUAAAUGAGAAUUUUAAAAUUUAUCACUUAAAAUGUCAUCAUACUGAUGGAAGUGCAUAUAAUACAGAUGUCAACUAUUCAAGUUGUACUGAGUCUUCAAGUAUAUUAGAUGAUGUUUCAAAUGGUUAUUACUCAGAUAAUUAUCUUCUUGAAGCAGCUAAAAAAUUGAAAAAAUCUAAUAUGAUAAAUAAUCAUUGGCCAACUGUAAAAUAUAAUCAGCAUCAGUCUAGUCAAAUCUCUUUACUUUCAGAUGGACAUUCAAAGUUAAAGUCAGCAUAUAUUCAUCAUGUCAACCAUCAUCAUCACCAUGGUAAAUGUCACCAUAAACUUGGUUUGACGAAUGUUUAUGCGGGUUUAAAAUCUAAUAAGGUUGGUGAUACUUCUACAGUUUCCUUGAAUCCUCCUCAAUCUCAUAAUAGCAAUCAUAAGUUGUGUCUAAAGUCAAAGAAUAUCAUCAGUAAUACUGAUAAUAAUAAUAAUACUAACAAUCUGUCAGGUACUGUAUCAAUAUCUCAAGAUAUUAAAAGUUGUAAUUUAUUAGAACGUUUUUACCAUUUGUACACUAAUUUCCAUUCAAAAAUAACAGAAGAUAAUUUCUAUUACAUGGAUGAAAAAUCGUUAGAACGACGAGUUCGUGCACAAGCAUCAAAUAUAAUUUCACCUGUAUCCUUUUAA